AGGUUCUCGCCUCACCAUCCACCCACCCCCGCCCCCCCCCCCCCCCCCGACUCCAGAACCGAUCAUAUUCCUAGGGGCGCGGCGGCCGGAGCCCGUGCUCGAGCACACCCCUGGUGGACCCGCCGCCGAACUCGAGAGGUGGGGGGCGAGCGUGAUGGCGUCGCUGGGGCGGCUCAAGUCGGCCAUCUUCGACAGGGAGGCGAGGAAGAUGCAGUACCAGUCGCACAUCCGGGGGCUCAACGCGUAUGAUCGCCAUAAGAAGUUCAUGAAAGAUUAUGUUCAGUUUUAUGGCCACGGCAAAAAUGAGGAUAAUAGUUUACCCAUCAAAACUGAUAAAGAUACACUGAGAGAAGGAUACAGAUUCAUUCUUUCUGAAGAAGAUGACAUGGAUUCAACUUGGGAGAAGAGGCUGGUUAAACGUUAUUAUGAUAAGCUUUUUAAGGAAUAUUGCAUUGCUGACAUGACCCAGUAUAAAAAAGGAAAGAUUGGAUUGAGAUGGAGAACAGAAAAGGAGGUGAUAUCUGGAAAAGGGCAGUUUAUCUGUGGCAAUAGACAUUGUGACGAAAAACAUGGGCUAGGUAGUUAUGAGGUGAAUUUUUCUUAUGUCGAAGCAGGGGAGCAGAAACAAGCACUGGUGAAAUUGGUAGCUUGCAAGAGAUGUGCAGAAAAGCUUGCUUAUAAGAGGCAAAAGGAGAAGAAGAAAGAGAAGGAAAAGGAGCACUCUGGUGAAAAGGAAAUUGAGUUAAAAGAAAGGGACAAGAGAAAGAGAGGACAUGAGGGAAGUGACGACACCUCAGAGGAUGAAUCAACUGAGAAACAUUGCAGAAAGAAAAAAGAUCAUCGGAAGGGAGCUUCUUUGGGGAAUUUGGGCAACAAUGAUGAAGGCUUCGAGGAGUUCCUUGAAGGCAUGUUCCCGUGAUCUGAUUAUCUUAAUAACUACAGAGAUGCUUCUAUGCUCUUUGAAAAAAACUAAAUAUCACACAUCUUGUAACAACAUAAUUAGUAGUGGAGUAGUUGAAAAUUCGACCCUAGAUGUGCUUCAGAAUUUGUAGCUUUCGCUUUUGGAGAGAGCACCAAAUCACCUCGCGGCUACAAUUCAGAUGAGAAGGAAGGAGCUCAUCUUUAAUCUUAUGUUGCCUUGAUGACCUUGUGUAAGUGUGCUCUCUGUAAUUAUGUGUAUCAGUGUUUUUUCUUUCA
Messenger RNA from Phragmites australis (common reed), 1197 nucleotides. RefSeq lists its product as uncharacterized. The transcript is spliced from 11 exons. The coding region runs from base 155 to 919 and encodes 254 amino acids. The record is from RefSeq and is a predicted model, not a curated record. NCBI's taxonomy places the organism in Eukaryota, Viridiplantae, Streptophyta, Magnoliopsida, Poales, Poaceae. Gene Ontology annotation, biological process: dephosphorylation. Gene Ontology annotation, molecular function: phosphatase activity.